This is a messenger RNA of Salmo salar (Atlantic salmon), 2298 nucleotides long. Its product is annotated as tripartite motif-containing protein 16. The record is from RefSeq and is a predicted model, not a curated record. Gene Ontology annotation, molecular function: zinc ion binding; protein binding. NCBI's taxonomy places the organism in Eukaryota, Metazoa, Chordata, Actinopteri, Salmoniformes, Salmonidae.
CCCGUCCACCUAUAAGAUGUGGGGGGGGAUCUGUAUGACUAAGAAGAGAUACAAAGAACUCUGAUUGUAAAACAUCUUCUCUUUUUAGUCCUAGAUAUGUCUAUGGUUACUGCUGAAUGUAGUACCUCUAACCCUGAUCCUAGGCCUAACAGUAAUAACCACACUGUAAUGUUAGAACACAUAAGUGUAUUAUAAGGCAUUAUAAAGGUCAUUAAAAUAUUUAUAAUAUGUACUUCAUAGAAACUGUUAACCUUUAUAUAUGCUAACAACUCACAUUUUGUUAGAUGUAUUCCAUAUUAAGGGUCCUAAACUAGGAACUAAAAUAUUUGUCUCCCUCUAGACGUUGUAUGCAGAUCUCUCUCUCCCUCCCUGCACCCCUCCUUCCCUUGUUCCCUCCCUCUAACCCCUCCUUCCCUCUAACCCCUCCCUCCCUCUAACCCCAGCCAUCUGGCAGAACAAGGAAAUCCCUCCCCCUCCCACAGACUCUCUUCUGUGGAAACUAAACUGAUCUGAGUCUCUGUGUCGUCUGUCUGUGUGAGAGUGAACAACCAUCCAAAUGGCUCAGCAGGGAGUUCUGCUGGACCAGGACCAGUUCUGUUGUUCUGUCUGUCUGGAUCUACUGAAGGAACCGGUCACCAUCCCCUGUGGACACAGUUACUGUAGGAGCUGUAUUGAGGACUGCUGGGAUAAGGAUGUUCUGAAAGGGGUCUAUAGCUGUCCUCAGUGCAGAGAGACCUUCACUCCAAGGCCUAAUCUGAGGAAAAAUAACAUGUUGGCUGACAUGGUGGAGAAACUGAGGAAGACAGGACUCCAGGCUGCUCCCCUUCCUGCUCUGUGCUGUGCUGGACCUGGAGAUGUGGCGUGUGAUGUCUGCACUGGGACCAGAAAGCGGAAAGCCCUCAUGUCCUGUCUGCCAUGUCUGGCCUCUUACUGUGAGACUCACCUCCUAUCUCACUAUGAAUCUCCUGCUUUGAAGAAGCACAAGCUGGUCAAAGCCACCGCACAACUACAGGAGAAGAUCUGCUCUCAUCAUGACAAACUGCUGGAGGUUUACUGUCGUACCGAUCAGCAGUGUAUCUGUUAUCAGUGUGUGAUGGAUGAACAUAAAGGCCAUGAUACAGUGUCAGCUGCAGCAGAGAGGACUGAGAAACAGAGGCAGCUGGAGAUGAGUCAGCAGAAGGUCCAGCAGAGAUUCCAGGAGAGAGAGAAGGAGCUGAAGGAGCUCCAACAGGCUGUGAAGUCUCUCAAGCGCUCUGCACUGGCAGCAGUGAAGGACAGUGAUAAGAUCUUUACUGAGCUGAUCCGCUCCAUUGAGAGAAGGCGCUCUGAGGUGAAGGAGCUGAUUUUAGCCCAAGAGAAGGCUCAAGUGAGUCAAGCUGAAGGACUCCUGGAGCAACUGAAGCAGGAGAUAGCUGAGCUGAGGAAGAGAAGCACUGAGCUGGAGCAGCUCUCACACACAGAGGAUCACAUCCAUUUCCUCCAGAGUUAUCAGUCACUCUCCAGUAUCAGUGUAUCUUCAGACUUACCCAGCAUCGUUGUCCGUCCUCUUCAGUACUUUGGAGAUGUGAGUAAGACUGUGUCUGAACUGAAAGAGAAACUAGAAGACUUCCUUAAAGGAGAAUGGACCAAGAUCUCCAGUACAGUGAAUAUAGUGGAUGUCGUACUGCCUCCAGAGCCCAAGACCAGAGAACAGUUUUUACAAUAUUCCUGUCAGCUCACACUGGACCCAAACACAGCACACACACGCCUCUCUCUGUCUAAAAGGAACAGAAAGGUGACCACUACACGCAAAGCCCAACCAUAUCCUGACCAUCCAGACAGAUUUACCAACUACUGUCAGGUUCUGUGUAGAGAGGGUCUGUCUGGAUGCUGUUACUGGGAGGUGGAGUUGAGAGGUGAUGUUGAUACAGCAGUCUCAUAUAAAGACAUCAGCAGAACAGGGUCAGAUGGUGGAUUUGGACACAAUAACAAGUCCUGGAGUUUACUAUGCUGUAGUGGUGGUUAUUGGUUCAGACACAAUAAUGUUGAGACUAAAGUAUCAGGCCCUCAGUCCUCCAGAGUAGGAGUGUACCUGGAUCACAAGGCAGGUACUCUGUCCUUCUACAGUGUCUCUGACACAAUGACCCUCCUCCACAGAGUCCAGACCACAUUCACUCAGCCCCUCUAUCCUGGGUUUAGUCUUACUGGUACUGCUAAGCUGGUAAAACUGUAGUAGGGUCCACAUAGAUACUAGUCAUGCUGGUGUAGUCUAUAGCUGAGCUGGUUAAACUGUAGUAGGGUCCACAUAGAUACUAGUCA